UUAUAUUUAAUGAUUGUGAAACUAGACAAAAAUGUCGGGGUUCCACACAUUGGAGUCCAACAGUUCAGUCCAUGCUAAUGAGACUGGACUGACAGCAACUCAUGUUCUGAAGAUUAUGGGACGUAUGCUUUAUAUUAUGGACCCUAAGGAGAAUGCAUUCAAGGAUAUGGAUAGUAUUCCGGAACAGACCUAUAUUCAGCAAACUCUUCCCUACUUCUUCACAAUGAUAAUACUUGAAUGGAUUGUACUUAUACUCAAGGGUAAGACUCCCAGACUAAGUGACGGAAUGAUGAAUGUUGCCCAUGGUCUUAUCAUGUCACUUACAGAUGUGUUUACUUCCGGUUUUCUAUUCGGAGUCUACCUUUUCAUUCAUAGAAACUUCUGUAUUUAUGAACUGCCCUGGGAUUCGACAUUUACAUGGAUUGUUGCAGCAAUAGGAGUUGAUUUUGGAUACUAUUGGGUUCAUAGAGCAGCUCAUGAGAUAAACUUGCUCUGGGCAGCUCAUCAGGUUCACCAUUCAUCUGAGGACUAUAACCUGUCCACAGCACUUAGACAGUCAGUGUUUCAAGCAUUCGGCAGCUGGCCGUUCUAUCUUCCCCUGGCUUUCUUUAUACCUCCUCAACACGUUGUAGUUCAUCACGAGUUUAAUCUGCUAUAUCAGUUCUGGAUUCAUACCGAGGUUGUGAAAAAUAUAGGAUUCUUGGAGAAUAUACUUAACACUGCUAGUCAUCAUAGGGUUCAUCAUGGUGCAAACAGAUACUGUCUGGACAAAAACUACGCUGGUGUUCUAAUUAUUUGGGACAGAAUGUUUGGAACUUUUGAAUGGGAAAGAAGUGACAUCAAGAUAGUUUAUGGAUUAGUGGAUCAGCCACAGUUCUUUAAUCCUAUCAGCCAUCAGUUAUUCUACUAUGGAAAAGUUUUGGAGAAAGCGAGAUCUAUGGAUAAUUGGAUGGAUUUCUUUUUUGCUUUUGUGAAGGGCCCAGGCUGGUUUCCAGGAACAGAAAGGUUGGGAGAUAUCACCUUCGUACCAGAGGAACCAGUCCGUGAUGUUUAUGCUCCCAAGAUAUCCCCUCUCCUUCAUGUUUACACAGUUCUACACUUCAUUAUCAGCAUCAUCGCCGCAGAUCUUGUUGUUAGGACUUUACAGGAUAUGGAACAGUGGACAUCUCUUCUAGUUAUUCUCUACAUUAUUGGUACCUUGACUUCAUUAGGUGUUCUUUACGACGGUACAAGAUGGGCUUGGAUAGCAGAACUAUCAAGGUGUAUGGUUAGUUUAGUUUAUCUGGAUGUUUUGGCUCAAUUUAUGAUCUUUCCACCCCAUACUCUUCAGCUGGCCUUCACAGGAUCUGCUAUCGUGGCUUCUGCUUGCUUGGCUUCUGAUCUAAUGGGAAAGAAGGAAAAAGCUGAAUAAUUGGAAGAGUGAUGAGAGACAAAUUAUUGAUUUAUCAAUUUUAAUUAAAUAAGUACUAGUUUGUGAUUAAAAAUAAAUAAAUAUAUAAGAUAAA
This is a messenger RNA of Eurytemora carolleeae, 1505 nucleotides long. Its product is annotated as alkylglycerol monooxygenase. Gene Ontology annotation, molecular function: oxidoreductase activity; iron ion binding. Bases 32 to 1411 code for a protein of 459 amino acids. The record is from RefSeq and is a predicted model, not a curated record. Lineage: Eukaryota; Metazoa; Arthropoda; Copepoda; Calanoida; Temoridae. The transcript has 17 exons. Gene Ontology annotation, biological process: lipid biosynthetic process. Gene Ontology annotation, cellular component: endoplasmic reticulum.